Messenger RNA from Patella vulgata (common limpet), 1251 nucleotides. Its product is annotated as ubiquitin-conjugating enzyme E2-17 kDa. Gene Ontology annotation, biological process: ubiquitin-dependent protein catabolic process; protein polyubiquitination. Gene Ontology annotation, molecular function: ubiquitin conjugating enzyme activity. The transcript has 7 exons. Gene Ontology annotation, cellular component: nucleus. The record is from RefSeq and is a predicted model, not a curated record. Bases 213 to 656 code for a protein of 147 amino acids. NCBI's taxonomy places the organism in Eukaryota, Metazoa, Mollusca, Gastropoda, Patellidae.
CGAUGACGUAGGUAGAAAAUAUCAUUGCGCAUAUAAAGAAAAAGUCUAAAAAUAGAUAGGGUGAUGACCUAAACUGAAGGAGAGAAACAGGCUAUCAAUUUGUCGAGAAAAACAAACCCAAAAGAACAAUAAUAAAUUGUAGGCUUUAUAUCCUAACAACACAUUUACCUGUUUGCUAUUAUCAGUAAAUUAAUAGGCCUAUUUAAAACAAAAUGGCUGGCAAAAGAAUAAAAAAGGAAUUAAUAGACUUCCAAAUAGAUCCUCCAGCAGGUUGUUCAGCAGGUCCAGUUGGUGAUGACAUUUUUCACUGGCAAGCAAUGAUACAGGGUCCACCUGACAGUCCAUAUGAUGGUGGAGCAUUCAAAUUAUCAGUUCACUUUCCAACAGAUUAUCCUUUUAAACCUCCAAAGAUUGCUUUUACAACUAAGAUUUAUCACCCCAAUAUAAACAGUAAUGGUAAUAUAUGUCUUGAUAUAUUAAGAUCACAGUGGUCACCUGCUUUAACAGUCUCUAAAGUUCUAUUAUCAAUAACGUCAUUACUCACAGAUCCUAAUCCAGAUGAUCCACUUGUCCCGGAAAUAGCGAGAGCAUACAAAACAGACCGGUGUUUAUACAACAAAUCAGCACAUGACUGGACUCUAAAAUACGCCUCUUGAUUAAACAAACAAAACACUUAAACACUUUAUUUCUUUACGUCUUUUUCUAUUCUCAAUAUAUAAAAGACAUUAAUUUUAAAAGGAACUGUUAUGUAUGGGUGGAUUUUAUUUUAAAAAUAAUUGUUAAGGAAUAUAAUUUAAUAAUUUGUUGUUUUCUUUCUAAUCCUGAUAUUACAAUAAUAAUAACAGUGUCUCAUAAACAGAUGUUCCAAAACUAAUAUUUGCUUCCUUUAUGUGUUAUUUAUUGUAUCUAUUUAUUGAUAUUUAUUUACAUGUACUUCCAAUACACAUAAAGCAAUGAUAUAUGUGUCAAAUAAAUAAAUCUUGCUUUGACCUAUUCUUAUUAUUGAUUCAGCAACCAUGGUAUUUAGAACAAACCAUUUUCUGAAAUUCAGAGACUUAUAAAGUCUUUGUGGGUAUAUUGUACUGAUUGGAAUCGAUAAAUUUAUUAAUUAAGGAUUUCUAUAUUCUGCUUUUCAACUGACAACUAUUUCCCAUGAUGUAUUCUAGUUGUUUUAAUGAUUAUGAUAGUUGUACAUUGUGUAUAUUGUAUGAUAUUGCUUUAUAGAAUAAAUGUGUAGUUGAAUGUGGUUAA